Molecule: messenger RNA, 5519 nt
Organism: Spodoptera litura
Lineage: Eukaryota; Metazoa; Arthropoda; Insecta; Lepidoptera; Noctuidae
Gene: ogre
Product: optic ganglion reduced
Cellular component (GO): plasma membrane; gap junction
Molecular function (GO): gap junction channel activity
Source: RefSeq, a predicted model, not a curated record
UAUUAUGUCUGUCUUUUUCUCACAAAUGUGGAAGUGUAUCACUAUCUCUGUUAUCGGCAACAGAUAAUAAUUUUCUUUCAUUGCGUGUGAUGUAAAACAAAAUAAAUUGUGAGAAGAGCCGGGCUAGCCGUGAAACGGAGUACUUUUCUUUGACGUUGCAUGGUUCCGUUUUGUGAUGCAAGUGUAUUUCGUUUAUUUUCGUGUUUUAUAAAAGAAAAAUAACGAUAUAAAUUGGAACAAUUAUUGUUUUAAACAGGUGGACACUGAAAUGUUUUAUUGAGUGUGUCUAAAGAGAGUUUUUCUGAUGUUUUUCUAUGAAAUUGUAUUUUGUAAACGAUAAUUUUCGAAAACGAUCUAAUUUUCCGCGAAAAAUAAAAUCUAUAAAACAAAGGACCGACCUGAAGGAGUUUGUGGAAGCAAACAAUAUUUAUAAUUGAUACGAAGCACACUGGACAAUAAACGCGAUACAUUGCCGCGGCAAUAAACAAAAACAAGACUGAUUUUGAGUAGUGUCACACAUAACUUUCGAUGUAUAGAUAGCAAGAAGCCGGGAUAAGGCAAAAUGUUUAAGUUAUUAGGAGGGUUAAGUGUUUACUUCAAGUACCAGCCAAUUAGGACUGAUAAUGCAGUGUUCAGGCUGCACAAUGUGUUCACGACAGUGCUCUUACUCACAUGUUCCAUGAUCAUAACCGCGACCCAGUAUGUCGGGCAGCCCAUACAGUGCAUCGUCAGUGGCCUGCCUACAAAUGUCGUCAAUACAUUCUGCUGGAUCACGUCCACGUUUACCAUGCCUGAUGCUUUCGCCAGAGAGGUUGGCAAGGAGGUGGCGCACCCUGGUGUAGCGAAUGAGUACGAUAGCACACAAGAGAAGAAGUACUACACGUACUACCAAUGGGUGUGCUUUGUGCUAUUCUUCCAGGCGAUAAUGUGCUACACACCGAAGUUCCUAUGGGACGCGUUCGAGGGUGGUCUGCUAAGGACCAUCGUGAUGGGGCUGAACAUCGGUAUCUGCCACCCUGAGGAGAAGGAGAAGAAGAAGGAUGCCAUCAUUGACUACCUCAUGCGGUAUGAGCGGACGCACAAGCUGUACGCGCUGCGGUACUGGGGCUGCGAGCUCCUGUGUCUGCUGAACAUCGUGCUGCAGCUCUGGAUGAUGGACAGCUUCUUCAACGGAGAGUUCUUUUCGUAUGGUACCAGGGUGCUGGGGUACAGCGAGGUGCCGCAAGAAGAAAGAUAUGAUCCAAUGAUCUACAUAUUCCCUCGCAUCACAAAGUGUACAUUCCACAAGUUCGGUGCAUCAGGCAGUAUUCAAACUCACGACAGUCUGUGCAUCCUACCGCUAAACAUCGUGAAUGAAAAGACGUAUAUCUUCCUGUGGUUCUGGUACAUCAUCCUAGCAGUCGUGCUGAGCCUUCUUGUGAUAUACAGAUUGGUGAUAAUCUUCGUGCCAUCAGUGCGACCCCGCUUAUUACACGCGCGGUCCCGCACGCUGGCGAUGGAGACCGCCGUGCUGGUCUCCCGCCGCACUGACAUCGGGGACUGGUGGCUGCUCUACAUGCUCGCCAGGAACAUGGACCCGCUUAUAUACAGGGAGCUAAUCUCAGAGCUGUCCAAGCGCAUGGGAGAGAAGCCAGGAGCUCGUGCGUGACGGCCGUCGCCCAGCGUCGCCGUACUAGGCGUCUGACACAUGCCUCCCCUCCUCCCACAUUCCCAACCCCACCACUGGACAUCACAGGACCUAACAGGCAAAUUAUCAUCAUAUAAAAACCUUAAAAUAUCUCUAUAUAAGACAUUCCAUAUAUUUUCGUCAUUAUCCGCCUUCAGUACCUUAUUUACGCAAUUUACUCGAAUUUUUCAACGCUCAAAAACUAGGCAGUUUAAGGUUUCUUUUCCAAAGUAGACCGGUCUAAUAGACUAGUAGACCUGGUCUUUUAAACAGAUACUGGCAGUGUUUGGCUUGGGAACACUUUCAAUAGUAAUUUUGACAUUUCUACAGCUAAGUAUAUUUUAUAUUAUGCUGUCUUUGAUUAUUAGUUUUAUUAUGCAGAUAUAAAUAGAAUUCGUGCUAAAAUUAACUUAUCCAGAGGUGAAAAUAAAGUAAGUUUAAAGUUGUCUAUUUGAAAUAAUACUUGACAUUUUGUAAGUUUUAUAACGAUAGAUUGGCGGACAAUGCUAUUUUGACGUUGAAAGUAAAUGCUUGUUUGACUUUGAAUGGAAAUUAAAACAAGAAUACAACAUAAAACUCGAAUCAGCUCGAUUCAAUUUUAUAUAAAAUGGAUUAGUUUUAAUGGCUAAUACUAUUUCAAAUAGAUUUAAAAAUAUUUUUCAGCUGUAGUCGACAUUAGUCAAUUACUUGCCCGAUUUUCGUAAUAAAAAUAGUCAAUGCGUUUCACGACAAUAUAGAAUUUACCUUAUUCAUAAGUUUAUAAGGUUCAAAUUGUCUAUAUUGGCGUGAAAUACAUUACCUACUUAUAGUGUAGAAUACUCUUAGGACAUCGCAAUAGAUGCUAUAAUGUAUAAAUAAGAGAUUUAAAAAAGCUAAUGGCCAUAAAUUAGUUGAUUGUCCAGAUAUCGUCUGGAAAUAUUAACAAUGAGGGUUUUCGUUUGGCGUAUAUUAGAUGGUGCUAGUGGCGUGAGAAUCUAUUCGACCAAUCAGCUGAUCUGACAAGUUGACUGACUAAAGAUCAAAGGUCCAUAGCCCUUAAGCUAUAUCAGCGCCUCUAGUGGCGCGAAAACCUUCAUUAGUUUGUGCGAUUUACUUUAAUGUAUAUUCGUCCGAAAUAUUCUAAAAUCACUACACAUGGAAUCACAAAACAAGAAAUCUCUAUAGAAAAUCUGAUUUUAUCUAGUAUAUUUUAAGCUUACAGAUCUAAUUCAUAUUUUUAUUUUGAUAUGUCUUUAGAUGCCUGUUGAACAACGAAAUAGUACCUAUGUUAUUUAAUAAUUCUAACAAUUAAUCUUUUUUAUAUGAGGCAUUGUUUAUUUCAGUGAUAGAAACAAGUUGAGCUACAAACAAUAAUAGCCUUUAGUGACAUCACUGCCAAUGAAAUCUCUAAAUAGUUCUCUCUUUUUUUCAGAUAUUUUACACUUAUUUAAACUCAGAUCUGAAACUCAUUUUAACUUUUUUCUGUCUCUACUUAGAUCUGAUAGUUGGAGAAAGCAAAAACUGGAUUUUACGACACAUUACUGUUAUUUCAUUAUGCCAAGUUAUUAUUUUCCGUAGAAAAGUAUCAUUUUAAGUAAUGAACCAAUACUUCAGCAAAUGAUUCGGCAGUUUUUAUAUAUACCAUCAUCACAUUUUUCGUAUUACCAAAAUUAAUAGAAUUAUAAUCUGUUAGCUGUAUCGUAAUAAGAUCUGUUACAAAAGUAAAAAUUUUUAAUGCAUAUCAUGUAGUUAUUUUUACUUAGGUUAUCUUUACAAUUAUUUCAAAGUUUGACAAACUCCGACAGUUGUUUUAAGAUUAGUUGAAUUUAAUCUAAAUAAUGAUUGCAUAUAAAAAAAUUCUUUUAUACAUCAAAAUGACCAUCACAAUUUACAGCACAAACCUUUUAUUUUUUAGUGUAGCAACAUUUGUUUAAUAAACAUUUUUUGUACUGGCAACUCUAAAUUUAAAAUCUCGUCAUAUGAGAUUUUAUAAAAACUUUGUAUAGUAUCUAUUAAUGAGAAGCACUGACAUGAUCAUAUGGACUGGAAAUGUAUGGCCUUAACUAAUUAGACUUGUAUGAAAAUGUGUGAACUUGUAUGGACUGUAUGGUUUCCAACAAAAUUGUGUAACUGUCAAAUAUCGGAUAAGUAAGUGUUGUGUGUCUACGGCCUUUGUAUUUGGAUAUUUCCAACUUUUAUACUUGUAUGUAGUCAGUGAUAUUGUAUUAUUUGUGUAUUUAUUAUAUAGUAAUUAGGUUUACAAAUUUCGGUGUGAAAAAAUAUCAUUUAGUUUUUUCGCAAUGGUGUCGCCAUGUGGCGGGGCCAUGCUAAUCGUAACUAGUGUUGUGAUCCUCUGACUGUCGGUGUUCAUUUUUCGUAAAAAAAUAUAAACUCCUCUAUAUUGGAGUUGUUUUUAGCAUUUUAGCUCUUUUGCGCGUUAAAAGUUGACUUUUUAGAUGAAUUGUUAAGUUUUAAUAUGAUAUCAUUUUCUCAUUAACGAAGGCUCUCUUCUUGAAUGUGCCAGGGAGUACAUCAUUGCUCCAUCUCAUCUCAUCAAGUAAACGUGUUGUUAAACUGUUAAUAUUUAAAAACCGACUUAGACAAGAAGUAAAUAAAGUUGAAAUUACUUGAAUUUCACUCAUGAUAACACUUCAAACUUUUUACUAUAUAUACGUAUAAGAGAAUAAGUAAAGCCUUACGAUGCGCUCAAGAAAAUGCCAUAUAUAUGUAAUAUCAGGAUCACAAGAAGUAUAUCUGUAUAUUUAGUAAUUUUAAUAUACAUUACUAUUAUUAUUUUACGUACGAUUUGCGCACACAACGUACGAGUUAUUUUAGUGACGUUCUUAGUUUUUAAUACUGAAAAUUACGCAAAUAUCCACAUUGAGACGCCUUUAACCUAAGGUAUGAGGGAAAAAGUCGUGUGACAAAGAUUGUAGCGUUUUUCAGUAGUGUUUCGAUUACAGACAGUAUGUAAAUAGUGAAUUUAAUAGUUUAAACGUAUGUUCCUAACAGACGAUUAAUUUUAGUUAAAAAAAUUAGGAAAUAGGUUGUGUUCAAGAUAGGGCCGUGACUAGGAUGGUGCUAAUAGAGACCAAGGCGGCAAGAAUUUUGCUAAAAUGUGAAAAGUCUUCUGUGAAAUUCAUGCCUGGGGUAACUGAGCGUCCAAAUUCCUAGCUACGGUACUGUCAAAAAUGAAAAUCAUUGUUUCUCACCAUGGACUAAGGUUGCCAUUCUCAAAAAAUAUUUUCUCCUAAUUUUAAUUUGAUUUUUUUAUACUUUUCAUUGCUAUUUUUUUAAGUGACAACCCUAGUCCAUUUGGCGCCUUUUUAGAUUAUUUUAUGAUGUAACGCGUGUCAUGAAAAAGUGAUAUUGGAAAUACAUCACGAAUGUUCUACAUUUUUAUUGUUUAAGAAAAUUAGAAUAAAAUUAAGAAUGAAGCAUUUAUUAUAUUUAGUUUAAAACCUUUGUGUUAAUAUUUAUAUACUCUGUACGAUAUGUUCUCGAAUUAAGACAUUAUUUUGUAAGUUAAAUUCGUAUACAUCUUUUAGUUUUUUUUUGCAAAUUAUACUUUUUGUCAGAAUGAAUGGAUUUUCUUAUGAAAGAUGGUGUAAAAUCUAUACAGUUGUCAAUGAAAUUGUAUUUUUUGUUAAAAUAUUAAUACGAAUUUGACAUUAUCGCAUUAGUAUUGAUAUUUUAACGUAUACUUCAAAUGAUUCUUCCACGCUUGUCUAUUAGUCCUAUAAAAGAAAGUUGCAUGAAAGUAUAUCGUGAUUAUUUUAUUUAGACGUACGUAAACAGUAAUUGUUUGUAAGUAUAGCUGUUAGAAGACGCGGCGUUUCAUUUUCAGAUGAAUUAUACAAAUAUUAUUCUUUUA